AUGGACAGUACUGACCUAGCUAUUGAGAAGCAUGCUUUUGAGUUGUAUACACAUGCAAUUUCUACAGAAGUAAGAAAAGAGAUAUACAAGGGGAAGCUGUUUUGUUACAUUGUAAACACGGAGGAUUGGGAUGAUGGUUGUGUUUACUAUGUGAAUCAAUUGGACAAACGUAACAAUGCAACCAACACAUUCACGGUUAUACUUGAGUUGAGUAACCAGUCGGUAUCCUGUUCAUGCAACAACUUCAUCCGUAUUGGAUAUCUGUGUAGGCACAUUUUUUGUGUUUACCGGGUAAACAAUAUUGAAAGAAUCCCGGCCCAGUAUGUUGUUAAGCGUUGGUCUAGGGACGUGCUUCCUAAAAGUUUAUUUUCUAUUGAGAGUCGAUAUGGCGUUGACACUCGUCCACAAGCUGCUGCGAGAAGUCAGAUUCUUGAGAUCGUAACUGAAUGUGUGGACGCAUUAAGAAGCGAUGUUGGAGGACUUUCCUCUUUCGCUGAGCAGAUAAAGGAACUGAAAUGCAAGUUACUAAAUGGAGGACCAGUUGAUGACAAAGCCAACAAUGAUAACUAUGCUGCUGUUGAAGAAUUGCUUGGUGUUUCUUUAGAUGGGGACGUAACUCUCGACAAUCCAGACGGGAUCAGGAACAAAGGACGCGGCAAACGCCGACGAUUGUCUAGAGCACCUCAGGAUGGAACGAGCAACUCUGCUGUCAAACCUCCCAAAACACCCAGGCUUUGCCGAACCUGUAUGAAGUACGUGACUGGGCAUGAUUCAAGAAAUUGCAAGAAAAUGAAGAACAAGAACAAAUCGGGUAACGAGGACGAGGACUCAAGCUCUGCGAGUCAGGAGUCCACUUGA
Helianthus annuus (common sunflower) is the source of this 858-nucleotide messenger RNA. RefSeq lists its product as uncharacterized. Gene Ontology annotation, biological process: regulation of DNA-templated transcription. Lineage: Eukaryota; Viridiplantae; Streptophyta; Magnoliopsida; Asterales; Asteraceae. The record is from RefSeq and is a predicted model, not a curated record. Bases 1 to 858 code for a protein of 285 amino acids. Gene Ontology annotation, molecular function: zinc ion binding. The transcript is spliced from 2 exons.